UAUUUUUAGAUGUUUUUGCACUAUUUUUAAUCAGGUUAUAAUAGAUGUUGGCGCAUACAAACUAUCUUGUUUCUCAAUGUAGUUGUUUAGAUCUUUCAUUUUAAGUUUUUGUUUGUUGGUUUCAGCCUCCCUGAAUUCCUGUUGUCGCGUCUGUUUGUCAGGUCGCCUCUCGGCUUCCGUAGACGUCGCUCCAGUGUGUGGGGACAGACGAGCAUCUCCGAGCCUCCGGUCGAGUUCGAGCUGGAAACUAUGGAAGAGAUCAACAACGUCGAAGUGGUUCCGUGCACACAGUCCGACUACCUGAAGCCGUUCCGGGUCCAUUACAACCAGAAUGGCACAAAGAAGACCUGGGACUUCAUGAGAACCCAUGACAGUGUAUCAGUGCUGAUCUUCAACACCACCUCACAUUGUUUUGUCCUCGUCAAGCAGUUUCGUCCUGCUGUAUACAUGUGUGAAUGGGAGAAGGCCAAGAAGCAGCCAAACGAGAAGACUGAAGAGGGAGGGGCAGCCGAAGCUGCCGAGGCCGCCACCGCCGCCGAGUCUCAGGAGGGCGAGAGCUCCUCUCAGGGCCCCCCGUUCUCCGCAGGGGUCACCUAUGAACUCUGUGCUGGCCUGGUUGACAAACCCGGCCUCUCGCUAGAGGAGAUCGCCCGGCAGGAGGUGCUGGAGGAGUGUGGCUACGAUGUGCCGGCUUCCAAGCUGAAGAGGAUUACUUCUUACAGGUCAGGCGUGGGUGUAACAGGCUCCAAACAGACCAUGUUUUACGCCGAAGUCUCCGAUGACAACUGUGUGAGUGCCGGGGGCGGCGAGCCGCACGAGGGGGAGUUUAUCGAGGUGGUCAAGAUCCCGCUGCACGAGGCCAUGCUAUUCGCCUAUAACGAGCGGAUCCCCAAAACCAUGGGUGUUAUUUUUAGCUUCAUCUGGUUCCACAACAACAUGGCCCCAAAAUACAAGAUCUCCACCAACGUUUAACCAAUUGCUACCAUUCAUGUCUUUCAGCUGAAAUCAAAUCUGGUUCACACCCCACGCUCAGCCCUCUUCAUCCCAAAUUGCCUUUUUUGCCAUUUGGUACACAAUGAGCCCUUCCGUCUAGUACUUUUCUUAAUAUUUUACACAAAAACAAAUCAACUGUAAGCACUUUUUAUUAUUUUACUUGUAUUUAUCGUCCACUUCACUGCAUUUAACGUAAAACUUCAACUGCAUGAUCCUGGCCAUCAACCAUGUUUAGCUGGGAGAAAGACUUCUGUCUGGACCAUGAAAUGAUAUCAACAUCAAUCUUUUUCUCAGAAUUCUAGAUUUAUUUAUUGUGGAUGAACAGGAGGAGUGCCAUUUGUAAGAUUAAUAUUUAUCCAAUCAAAAAUGACCCGAUUAUGCACAGCUAGUACACACAACAUGGUUGCUGUUGGCGAGGUGACUCCAUGUCAACAGCGCAAAGCUUUCCAAGUGGGGAGAUCUUUGGAGGCCAGCACAUGACGUUUGGUUGAUCAUUCUGUAUGAAACUCCACUGUGAAUACGAGCUUUGACCUGAGUGGAGGAUGUCACUGUGAGUCGUCACGAGUGGGACUUCAUAAAGUGCCAUACUGAGAUUCCUAUUUAGGGUUACAACGGCAGACUUGACUCCACCAGAAGAUAGGGGCCAAAGCAAGUUGGUAAACCCAGAUGUACUGCUCAAGCUGUGUCCUCAUGGCACCCUCGCCACAAUAACAAGUGUAUGGAUAGCAAAAAAAAGUCAAAAAACACAACCUCUGCUGCUGACACAAGCUUUAAAAUUCAAGCCAAACACGUUUGUGUCAUUUACUGUUAUGUCAAUGAUGUUGGGAUGGAAAGUGUAAACAGUGGCUUCUGCUGAAUUGGAAAAUUAAUUGACGCAUGUAUUUAUGAAAAUAAUUUGUUAUAAUAGACCUGUCACGUUAAUUAAAUGCUGACUUUCAAAAAUAAAACAAAUUUAAAAUCUA
Oryzias latipes (Japanese medaka) is the source of this 1955-nucleotide messenger RNA. RefSeq names its product nudix (nucleoside diphosphate linked moiety X)-type motif 14 (gene nudt14). Lineage: Eukaryota; Metazoa; Chordata; Actinopteri; Beloniformes; Adrianichthyidae. The record is from RefSeq and is a predicted model, not a curated record. Gene Ontology annotation, molecular function: metal ion binding; UDP-sugar diphosphatase activity. Gene Ontology annotation, biological process: nucleoside phosphate metabolic process; ribose phosphate metabolic process.